AUGUCCUUGACUUUGACUUUGACUUUGACUUCAUCCUCAGUCGAUUUUACCGAAUCGCCCCUCGACAAAUCCAUGGAUGGAGGAGAUUUCGCUAUCCUCAAGAACUUAAUCACUUUAUGGAAAGCCGAUAAUCUUAUGGCUGCAGCCUUUCUCGACCAGCUUCUGACGAGCAAGAACUCGUCGUUUGACUUUGAGGAUGCCGUUGACUUGCAUCGACCCUUUUUAGAAUACAUUAAUCGGAGCUCAGUAAAGUUUAGUAGUUUUGUGAGGUGCAUUUAUAGGAGACGAGUGAACAUUGUACGUGGAGAAAAUGACAAACCGCACGCGGACAUUGGCACAUUAGCUAUACAAGAUUAUGGUCAAGAUUGA
Striga asiatica is the source of this 369-nucleotide messenger RNA. The record is from the annotation of a GenBank genome assembly. Lineage: Eukaryota; Viridiplantae; Streptophyta; Magnoliopsida; Lamiales; Orobanchaceae.